AUGGGACGAUACCUUGUGCUGAGAGAUGUUAUCCACGACAGAAACACCUCUAACUUCCACCGAAGGACUGGAUUUUCACUUCCACUCCACGUAUACCAGUUUUUGGUGCUGACGAUCGCGUUCGUGGUCGCCUUCUUCCACUACUAUGUAACACUACAGAUCUUUGUGUGCAAAAAUGCAUUUUUAUAUACAGUAUCUGGGAUCCUCCUCGGAUUGGUUGUACUUUUUUACGUAAUUGUGUCCCUGAUAGAUCCAGUGGACCCAAACGCCUCCACAGUAGUGUACAACGAAAAGGGGACUAAAAGAUGGUCGUUCAAGGUCUCAAAGCUGUUAAGCAGGCCCGAAAGCGCAAAUAUUUCCAGACCUUCGUCGAUGACGGCCGACAACCCCUCCAUGUGUGACCUGGAUGUCCGAGACCAGAGGCUGAGUUACCACGACCGGGAGCGGAACGUGCCGUUCCCGUCCCAGAUGUCGCACUGCAACGUCUGCAACUUCGUGGACCCGAGCAGUAAGCACUGCAACGUCUGCAACAAGUGCGUGAUGAAGUUCGACCACCACUGCAUCUGGGUCAACAACUGCAUCGGAGCCUCGAACUACAGACACUUCAUCCUCCUUCUGGUCUUCACACUCCUGUUCCUCGGGCUCGUCAUCGUACUCGCAGUGUACACGGCCUUCUCAUUCAAGGACGCGGAGAAGAUGCACGAGAAGUUCCGCAAAACCGUGUUCGAAAUUUCAAUCAAGCCGUUCAAGGCAAUGCUGCACUGGAUUUGGGCUUUCGACGUCUUACCCUUCUUAUCACUGCUUUACCUCUUCAUCUUCCACCUAUACCUGAUAAUAAGCAAGCAGACGACGUACCAGUACUACAUUAAGAGGCUGGAUCAGCUGGACGACGGAACUGCUAACCCUGAGCAAAAGGAAUCACUCACUGCCCGCUUUUUCGACUUUAUAAUACUAAACAAGCGCAAGAAAAAGAGGAGAACCAAGGAUGGCGACAAACAAAAUGCAGAGGGCGACGUAGCCAAGAGCGACAAUGUAGUUGAAACUAAGCCGAUGAAUGAAGUUUAA
Molecule: messenger RNA, 1065 nt
Organism: Theileria orientalis strain Shintoku
Lineage: Eukaryota; Apicomplexa; Aconoidasida; Piroplasmida; Theileriidae
Product: palmitoyltransferase
Exons: 3
Coding region: 1-1065 (354 amino acids)
Biological process (GO): protein targeting to membrane; peptidyl-L-cysteine S-palmitoylation
Cellular component (GO): Golgi apparatus; endoplasmic reticulum
Molecular function (GO): protein-cysteine S-palmitoyltransferase activity
Source: RefSeq, a predicted model, not a curated record